UUCGCGACGUGUGAGCAACGCAACCAGUCGCAUUCACAGCGUCCGUGCGACCACUCCGUACGACCUUGUGACCGAUAAACUCGCGAAUAUUAUCGUAAAAAUAAGAAAUACAUUGAAAUAAAAGUGCCCAGUUCUCAAUUACUGAACGCCUGAUAUUUUUUUUAUUGAAAUUAACAAAGUAAAUCAUGUCAGCGGAUCAAGUUUUCCACUCAAGAUCUGAAGGUAUACCUUCGGAGGGAGUAAAAGAUCAAUAUGCAGAUGGAAAGGCAGCCAGGACAUGGAACAAAUUCAUUGGAGACAGCAAUGAGAGGACACAGAAUUAUAAGGACUUCUUGAUUGGCCUCCUCAGAAAAAAUGGUUGCAAGAAAAUCCUGGACACAGCCUGCGGUACCGGGAUAGACUCAAUGAUGCUGGUGAAUGAAGGCUUCAAGGUGGUGUCAGUGGACGCAUCAGACAAAAUGUUGAAGCACGCCCUCAAGGCGCGCUGGGAGAGGAGAAAAGACUCGAAAUACGAUGAGUGGAUCAUCGAAGAAGCAAACUGGGAGACCUUACCUAGGGACAUCGAAACAUUCCUGCCUAACACACAGUUUGACGCCGUCAUCUGCCUUGGAAACUCCUUCGCCCAUCUUUUAGAUGAGUACGGAGACCAAAGGAUGCAGAAAAUGUGCCUGAGGAACUUCGCCAAAUGCUUAAAACCUGGCGGUCUAUUAUUCAUUGACCACAGGAACUAUGAUGCCAUUAUCGACAGUGGCGCCACCCCUGGACACUCUAUUUAUUAUAAUUGCAAAUACCCAGUGGAUAUUAAGACGUCGGUGCUGGUGGUGGGCGGAAAAGCUCAGCUGGUGGCGUUAGACUACUGCAUCAACGACGACGCCAACAGCGAGAAGAGUGAAUUCCGUCUGUGCUACUUCCCUCACAAACUGGACAAGUUCACCGAAAUGCUGGACGAGGCAUUCGACAACCGCGCCAAGCACGAGAUCUAUGCUGACUUCAAGCCAAUGAGCGCAGUUCCAGUACCCAGCUUUUAUAUACACGUCCUAGAAAAAGCUAGAAAUUAAUAAGUUAAACCUAAAAUACAUAUGUAAAUUAUUUGUAUUGUUUUUACACAUCUGC
Spodoptera exigua (beet armyworm) is the source of this 1113-nucleotide messenger RNA. Lineage: Eukaryota; Metazoa; Arthropoda; Insecta; Lepidoptera; Noctuidae. The record is from the annotation of a GenBank genome assembly.